GCUCGAUCGGUUUUUGAUUACACUCCCCUGAGCUAGGUAGGGCCUUGCCUCUGAUGGGAGUUGAGAGUACAUUAUACUACGUUACAUUAUCCAUUUUUUUGCUGUCUUCGGUCUGAACCACUUUCGUAAACCAUGGCGGACGAAGAAUUGGAGGCCCUUAGGCAGUCAAGAAUGGCGGAACUACGGGCAAAACACGGGGAUGCCUCAAAUAAUCAGCAGGGAGAGGAGGCCAAACAAAGAGAAACAGAAAUGAGAAAUACUAUAUUGGCUCAAGUCCUCGACCAGUCUGCCCGUGCAAGACUGAGCAAUCUUGCUUUGGUGAAGCCUGAGAAGGCUAAUGCAGUUGAAAACUAUCUCAUUCAAAUGGCUCGAUUCGGAAAGUUAGGAGGAAAGAUUUCAGAGUCGGGCUUGAUCGAGAUUCUAGAAAAAGUCAGUCAGCAAACGGACAAGAAGACGACUGUCACAUUCAAUAGGCGGAGGGUGCUGGACUCAGAUGAUGAGGAAGAUUAAUAACUUUGGACGGGAGCCCUGGAACGACCCAAGAAAUCGGGAGAGGAUAUGCUUUACUGGGACUCUGAUAGCAUCUUUGACUAGCUGAAUACUGGGAUGCCACACUUGCUUCUGUGUGUCUCUGGAAAGUACAUACCAAGAGGGAAGAGCAGCAAAGUGGAGCCGACCUUGUGAUAUAAGUGUUGGGGGGUAGAAUACACUCAGUGUCAAAUAAGGUGUUCUUUUGCAAUCAAGUUGCAACAAAUGUGCACUGCUUGUGUUGUAUCCCUGACAGCUCAUGGCACUGUUUGACUCCUCUACUCCCUCUCGGUAGUUAUUCUACUACUACGUUUCUUUAUUUUCACCAUGGUCGACUUCUGUUCCUUCAAACAUAAGAAGCUAGAUAAAAUGCAAAACCUACACUGUUGAUGUGUUAUAUCUAGACUGUUCUGGGAAUACAUUGUUCUCGAUUCAAAGUCUGCAUCACAUUAGAUGUUACACUUUUUUCUUUUUGCUGAAAUCAAAAGUUUACAUGAAAACAAAAAAAAAGGCCUUAAAUUCUAGUUCUAGUUUGUUUUUCUAGUGUACCAUUUAUGAAAUUAUUUGUUAUUGUAUGAAUACGGUUUCCAUUUGGGGUUUUUACACAAUUUAUGUUCCAUUCGGUCCACAGUUGUGACUAUGCUCAACACAAGAAUAGGAAACUUUGCAGCAUCUACACACUGUAUCUUCAUCAUUAGAGAAAUGAAAAAAUGACUGUUUCUUUAUAGAUGACUGACAUUUUUUUCUCAAUUGCCAAUCUCAUAUUUUGGAUUUCAUUUCAGAAACAAGAGUUAACAGAUUCCCAAAUGUAUCCAACUACUUUUGAAAUAAAAAUGUUGAAGAAGGAA
Dicentrarchus labrax (European seabass) is the source of this 1376-nucleotide messenger RNA. It is a transcript of the gene pdcd5, whose product is annotated as programmed cell death 5. Lineage: Eukaryota; Metazoa; Chordata; Actinopteri; Moronidae. Gene Ontology annotation, molecular function: DNA binding. Gene Ontology annotation, cellular component: cytosol; nucleus. The transcript is spliced from 6 exons. Bases 133 to 510 code for a protein of 125 amino acids. The record is from RefSeq and is a predicted model, not a curated record.